Adineta steineri is the source of this 1119-nucleotide messenger RNA. The record is from the annotation of a GenBank genome assembly. NCBI's taxonomy places the organism in Eukaryota, Metazoa, Rotifera, Eurotatoria, Adinetida, Adinetidae.
AUGUUAUCUACAAAUACAACGUUAAAUCUUCCAUUGACAAUUGAAACUGAACCAGUAACAAAAAAACAAAAUUUAUCUCAAUGUCGAAUAUGUGACGCUCCUGCUCAAUAUGCAUAUUUUGGUGCUAUUUCAUGUAAUUCAUGUAAAAUGUUUUUUAAACGAAAUGCCACUGUUGAACAGGAAACAUUUAAAUGUAAUUUUGAUGGCUAUUGUGAAAUAAAACGAGGUAAUCGUCAGAUGUGUCCACCAUGUCGACUUGGGAAAUGUUUUCAAUUCGGAAUGACUACUGAAAAAUUUCGAUCACCAAGACCAACGAAAACAAAAACAAAAUCAUUGGUUAAAUUAUCAAUAUUAAAUUCUUUAAAACCAGAUCAUUCAUUAUUGACUACUAGUCAAUGGACACUUCUCUCAAAUUUAUAUAACAGUUAUGAUGAAUUUCAAGUUCUAUUACUUGGUAAAUCUUUAGUAGAUACACAUAAUUCUUUACAACCAAUGAAUGCGACAUAUCAAAAACUUGUAGAAAAUUAUUUAUUAUCUCUUUAUGAAACAACUGGAAGAUAUCUUCGUUCGAAUGAUGAUAUUUGCAAAUUAUCAUUUUCUGAUCGUUCCAUUUUACUCCGUAAUGCUGCAGAUAAUGUAUCUUGUAUGGCUGGUGCAUUUAUUAUACAUCAUUUUGAUUUAUAUAGUCUAGACUCUUAUUUGAAAAUUAUGACAGCAAUGUUUGGCAAUCGUGCAAUUUUUCUAACUCUCUGGGCAAUGAAAUUUAUUAUUUCAGAUAUUGUAAUAUUUAAAUUAGCACUUUCAUUAUUUGCUUUAUCAAAAACUACUUAUUUAUAUUCUCCAAAUAUUCCAAUAGAUUCGACAAAUUCUUCUACAAUAUUUCAUAUUCAAAACAAAUAUGCAGAAGUUACAUGGAAAUAUCUUAAUUAUAGAUAUGGUUGGUAUGAAGCUGUUAAAUAUUUUCAUAAUAUCAUAUAUUGGUUUAUGGCUUUGACUAUGCUCAUGGUUCCUGUACAAACUUGUAGUACACAUGUUGAUAAUAUUGAUUCACUUGUUGAACUAACUGAACUUACACUUAUAUUAGAUGAUGCUGACGAAAUAAUCGAAACAAAAUGUUAG